UUGCGUGAACAGCAGGCUGUCACCGGAGCUGCAAGCCGCCUGCUGCUAUACAAAACAAGUCAAAGUCAUCGAUUAAAGCGUCGCCAAGUGCAAGUUAAACCAGCUCCUGAAGGAAUAUGGAUGACGACGUGCUGACGACUCUGAAGCUGUUGAUUAUUGGCGAAAGCGGAGUCGGAAAGUCCAGUCUCCUCCUGAGGUUCACAGAAGAUACCUUUGACCCAGAGCAGUCUGCGACUAUAGGUGUGGAUUUCAAAGUAAAGACACUCGCAAUAGAUGGGAACAAAGCAAAGCUCGCCAUAUGGGACACAGCCGGACAGGAAAGGUUUCGCACCCUGACACCCAGCUACUACCGCGGUGCACAGGGAGUCAUACUUGUUUAUGACGUCACAAAGCGUGAGACUUUUGCAAAACUUGAAAACUGGCUGAAUGAACUGGAAACCUACACAACACGCAAUGAAAUUGUAAAGAUGCUUGUUGGCAACAAAAUUGAUCGGGACGACCAUGAAGUGGACAGAAACGAAGGGCUGAAAUUUGCUAGGAAACACUCCAUGCUUUUUAUUGAGGCCAGUGCAAAGACCAAAGAUGGCGUCCAGUGUGCCUUUGAGGAGCUUGUGGAGAAGAUCCUCCAGACUCCAGGGCUUUGGGAGAGUGAAAACCAGGGUCAGGGGGUCCGUCUGGGGGACCAGGAGCAGGGCGGUGGACGGGCAUGUGGAGGAUACUGUUCCAUACCCUGAAACUGUACGGAAUGAUAAAAAAAAGCACCAAACUGACAGGAAUGACUACAGACCAGAAACCGAGAGAAAAAGGGGGUGAAGGAACUGGAUGAGUACUUUUUUACUUUAAAAGUUCUGUCCAUUGAAAGGACUUUGCUGUUUGCACACUUCCUUUUCAACCAUCAUCUGUCACUACUUUCUGUUUAAAACAUGAAUACAAGGAUCACGCUAAAAUAACCUCUUGCCUGAGGAAGUAGAGUGUUUUAAAUUGACAUAACGCCAAGUGUACGUCAUACCAGUACACGUCUGGUUUGAGUUUAGCUUAUUGGCAGCAGUGAUUCUGUUGUGCAUUAAGGCAUCAGGUUAAUAGCAUAGUGUCUAUUACAUGAACCAAUUUGUAGGUCACAGUACACGGAUUUUGAAAAUUUUCUCAAAAUAGUUUAUUAUAAUCAAGACAUAAAUCCCCUGAAGAGCCCUGAGUAUGCUUUGUGAGCUCUAAAUGUCUAAUUGUAGCUGCAGAGUUACAGUUAAAAUGUUCUAGGAUACAUAUAUUGAGUAUUAUCACAUAAAUAACACAUCACUUGGAUUACGCAUUGUGUUGGAAGAGGCUUGUCUUCAUGUGUGUUUGAGUGAGCUGUCAUAAUGCACCACAACACUGUGAAUGCUCUUAAAUAAGAUCCCUCACAAUGGACCCCGGUUACUGAUACCAGUUCAUUUUAACUGUUAUCAUAGUCUGUGCUUCAGAACGUAUAGAGGCUUUCAAAUGAACAGAUUUCCUGUUUGUUUUUCUCUUUACAUUGAAAUGUGCAAGACAUGUAGCCAUCUUGAUCUUUUAGGAUUUCUUGCAACUAAAGCUUUUCUUUGUCUUUGCAUGUCUGACCUGGACCAUAACUUCCACAAGUACAAGUGUAAGGUUUACAGUAAUAAGAGCUCCUGCAAUGAAAUAUGCUCUUUUAUUAACUUUAGCAGUUUGUACGUUUAGUCUCAGCCUGGCUUUCUCAGCUUGUUUUCUACCAGUUUAUUUAUCAGUUUCUGUGUGGUGCUGUGUUCCAUGUUAAGUCCCACUGACUUUAUUGAAGGCAUUUCUCACACAUUAUAGUAUGAGAGCAUUCCUAAGAGCUUCCUGUCCACGCUCUAGUAUUGAUUUGAUGUAUUGUUGCUAUUUGUAUGAAUUCUUUUUUUCUUGUUUGAAAUCAUGUUGACCUUUUUUUUAUUCCUGUACUUCUCCCUGUUGCGUUUGCUGUGCGCCUACCUGAAUCGUAUUCAGCGCUAUGUUAAAUUGAUAUAUGCCUUAACAUGACAUGUGCUGGAUUUAUAGUCCAGUGACAGGUGUAUUGUUUCAAACUGAAAUAAAUGACAACCUCAAGAU
Molecule: messenger RNA, 2082 nt
Organism: Anoplopoma fimbria (sablefish)
Lineage: Eukaryota; Metazoa; Chordata; Actinopteri; Perciformes; Anoplopomatidae
Product: ras-related protein Rab-18-like
Exons: 7
Coding region: 117-734 (205 amino acids)
Molecular function (GO): GTPase activity; GTP binding
Source: RefSeq, a predicted model, not a curated record